Messenger RNA from Cyclocybe aegerita, 963 nucleotides. NCBI's taxonomy places the organism in Eukaryota, Fungi, Basidiomycota, Agaricomycetes, Agaricales, Hemipholiotaceae. The record is from the annotation of a GenBank genome assembly.
AUGGGAGAGCACGCCGCCCGCCCGACAGCGAUCGAAAACCCCAAUAUCAAGCAAAGCUUGCUGUUAGCCGGGCAUCUCGGAAACCUCACUAUAGAACAGGAAAAGGCGCUCGAAACGUUCAAGGAAAACCUAGCCAAGGCUGGACUGUAUACACCAGCUCGUGAAAAGGAGAAAGCGUCUCAUGACGACCCCACUCUUUUGCGCUUCUUGCGCGCUCGCUCCUUCAACCCGACCGCCGCGCAAAAACAAUUCUCAGAAUGCGAAAACUGGCGGAAGACGCACCAGAUCUGCAAGCUGUACUACAAGAUGAGCGACGAGGAUGUAGAGCAUGCUCAGCGCUUCUACCCGAGGUGGACAGGCCGGAGGGAUAAGCUGGGAAUACCGCUCUUUGUGUAUCGCCUGGCCUCGCUAGACUCGUUGCAGCAUGAGCUCUAUGCUCUCCCCGCUCAACAGCGAUCUUACAGGUUGGCUACCCUCUACGAGCAUAUGACGCGAUUCACGAUGCCGCUCUGCUCGCACAUCCCUCGAUCCAUCGAGCCCGUCCCUGUCUCCUCCAUUACCACCAUCCUUGACCUCGAGAACAUUUCCUUCGGGUCUAUGUGGCGCCUGCGACACCAUCUUCAGGAGGCAUCCAAGCUCCUCUUGGCCAACUACCCCGAGACACUGCACUCCGUAGUUAUAGUCAACUCGCCUUCAUUCUUCCCUACGAUCUGGAAUUGGAUCAAAGGCUGGUUUGACGAAGGAACACGCCAGAAGAUCCAUAUCCUUGGCAAAGAUUCCAAAGCGACACUGUUGGAGCUCGUUCAGACCGAUGAUCUCCCUGUAACUUAUGGCGGCGGCCUAUCCUGGGAGUUCGAAGACGCGCCGGAUAUAGACGAAGAGAUCAAGCGAGUGCUGCCCGAGAUACCAAAAGGCCCACUGGUCUUUGUCGACGGCAUGGCCUCGAAACCCCCCGCACUAUAG